AUGAAAGAAGUUUUUCAAAAAUUGACAAAUUACUUGAUAAGAGUCUACUUAAAAAAUGAAGAAAACCAAAUAGUUUUUCCACCUUACGUUAUAUUGCUUUUCAGAGUCCAACAAGCCUUUUUAAGUCUGUCAUACAUCUAUGGGUUAAGUAAUUACUACUACAUUUAUAUGAUAUCUAUCUAUGCUAGGCCCUAGUAGUAUUUCAUAGACUCAGAAAUUCCAUAAUACAUCAUCUUAAUGCUAAGUGUCAUUUAUAUAUUUACAUUACUAACAAUAAUUCCAUAUAAUAAUAUAAUAGGGAUAUUUGGAUAAUUAUUACGUAGUAGUAUGCUAAAUUUCUUUUUUGAAAUAUCUAAAGGAUCUAUUUCAAUAAUUACUCAUACUUUAUUAGUAUUAAUAUCAUUUUCGGAAACUUUGAUAAUUUCUGGAACUUUAAAUGUUUAAACCAAAAACUUUUAGCAUACUAGAUUCACAAAUUUAGAUUUAAUUGUAGUAAUUUUAAAUUAUUUACUAAUGAUUUUCUAUUCUUAUGGAUUUCCUUAAUCUAUUAUUGUAAUUUUAGCAAUUAUUUUAAACAUAUUGAGAAUCAUAAAUUAAUUGUUAUUUUCAUCUUUUAAAAAUCUAAUAACUAAGACUAUACUCUUAACUAUUAAAAUUAUAACAUUCUUUUUUGGCUGGUUUUGGAUAGCAUCAUUGUAAAUUCAUUUGUCUGCUGAAAUUGUAAUAAUACCAUUAAUUUAUAAAAUGAUCUACACUUACUAUUAAAAUUAACUAAGAAAUAUUGUUUAUAAUAAUUAAAAGCAUAUACCAUGCCACAUAAUCAGCUUAUUAGCAUUUCUUGAAAAUGUAAAAGACAUUUAACUUUUAUAUGUUUCAAAACCAAAAAAACCAAGAAAUAGAAUAAUUUAUUCAUCUUUUUUAAUAUAUUAAAAUAAAAAUUAUUAAGCAUUUUUAGAAUUAAAUAGUAUUUAAGAUGAUCAAUUAAGUUUAAUUGAGAGUUUAAAAAAAAAAAUAAUUUUACAAAAAUGUAUAAAUAAUAUAUAACAAAUUAUAUGUGGAACAAAUAAAAUUGAUAAUAUUGCUCAUACAAUUAAAUUAUUAUUGAAUAGUGAAGAACAAAAUUAUUCAAUAUAAAAUGAUAUAGUAGAAAUAGUUUAAAAUAAAAUUCAUUGUCUUGAACAAUUUACAUAACAUUAAUCACAUAAUUCUUAUGAGAACUAUCAUAAUAUAAUAAAAAAGAUUAUAAAUUUCAAAGAAAAAUUAGAAAAAUAAUAUAAAGAAUUUCCAUGUGAAAAAACCUAAGGAAUUUUAGGAUUUUUUUAUGGAGAAAUUAUGAAUGAUUAUCUUUAAGCAAAUUAAUUAUUUAAUCUAGUAGCUAUGUAAGAUGAAAAAAUUAAGAAAAUCACAUUAAAUUAAGAUAUUUUUUCAAACAAAAUGAUUUAUUUAAUUUUAAAAUUUGAUGGUAAAUUGAUUAUAAAAAGACCCUCAAGUGAUGCUGCUUAAUUUUUAUAAUUAACAAAUCAAUAAUUAAAAGGAUUAGAAUUAUCUUAUCUAAUUCCUAAAGGUGUCUAAGAAGUUCAUGAUGAUUUAGUAUUGAAUUUUUUAAAAUAUGGAAAAUCAAAAUACAUGAGAUAAUUAAAUUAAUGUUUAUUAUAUAAUCAUGAGAUGGAAUGUAUGAGUUCAGUAGAAUUAUUAUUUGAUAUUAAUUUUGUUGAGGAAUUAAAUUUUAUUGCUUUCUUAUAACCUCCUGCCAAUCAAACUCUAAAUCUAAUAUUAAAUGAAUAACAUUUAAUUAAAUGUAUAAGUUAAUAAUUCAUUUAAGAAUUAGGAAUAGAAUAACAAUAUAAAUAAUAUUAAGGUAAUCAUAUUAAUAAAUUAAUACCUAAUUUCCCUAAAUAUUUUUUUGAUAAACAACAAAUUGAAAAUACAGAAAUAUAUGUAGAGAAACAAAUUGAUGAACAAUCUUAAACAUCCAGUCAUCCUUUAGUAUUCAUAACAACUUUUAAUUUGCAUUUUGGAAUUGUUAAUGAUAUUACUAAAUAUUUUAUUAUAUCUUUUGAUUAUUUUAAAAGAUCUCCUUUUUAUUUUUGCUAAAAUUAAUCAAUUUCAGUUCCUUUUAUGAGUCCAUUAAUAAAAAAAUAAAAUCAUUGUUCAUUUGCCAUUAUUAAUGAUGAAAGUACAAUACAUGUACCUUAUUAAGAAGAUGAAGUAAUGAAAAAUCACUAUAUAUUUUAAUUGAAUUAGCAAGACUUCAAUUUUUUAGAUAAUACACCAACUAUAUAAGAUUAAAAGAAAUAACAAACAAAAUUAUUAUCAACACUUGAUUAUACUAAUAUUAAAAGUACAACUAAACAAAAUGAAUUAUUGUUAGCUGAAUAAAAAUUCUUCUCUAAACCAAAAAUUAAAUCAUCCAUAUCAAAGUAAUGAUAAAAUAUUAUUUUUAGUGGAGAUCAAGUAAUAUUUAUGUAAGAAGUUUAAUCUUCUUAAGUUUCAAGUUUAUAAGGUGUUAGAAACUCAAAGUAUUUUAGAUAAUUUGAAAUGAUUGCAAAAAUAAAAGAUUUAAAUAGUUUUUCUAAAUUACAUCGAAUUUUCUUAGCUUCAAUCAUUCUUUGUGUUGUAUUUUAAUUUAUUAUUCAAACUAUAGUAAAUAUUUUUAUUAAAUUUAGUAAAUAAUUGAAUUAAAUUUCAAUUUAAAAGAUCUUGUUUCAGAUAUAGACAUUUUAUAAAUAAAAAACUUUGUAUUUUAACCUUUAGAAACAUUUUUGUUAACUAGAUGGACAAUAUUUAAUUAUAAAUUACUUAAUGAUGCUGGAGAAAUAUCAAAUCUAGAAUAUUAAAAUUUGAUUCAAUUUCCUCUAUCUAAUUUAAAUUUGGGUUAUGAUUCAUUAGAUAAAAAUUUAAAGUAGGUCUUUAAUAGGCCUGCACUUUAAAAUUUUCUGGAGAAAACUUACAUAGAAAUAUAUGAAUAUGUAACAACAAAUUAAGGAGAGAUGUAUAAUCUCAACCUUAGAAAUAGUAUAAGUAUCUUAAAGAACUUUUAAUAUUCAUUCAAAAUGGCCUAUGAAUUAGAUGGAGGAAUCAUUUCUGAUAGUCCAUAUGUUUACUUUCAAUAUAAGAAUUAUUUAACAAUCAAACAAUAAUUCUCUGAAUUAAAUAGUAUAGUUUUAGAUUAAACUUUGAAAAGAUCACUUCAAAUUUAAUCUAAACUCUCAAUUAUUACUUUUAUUUGUUUAGGAGCCUUAAUUAUUUAAUAUAGUUUUUCAGUUAUAUAUUUUAUUCUAUUAUAAAAAAUAGUCCUCAAACAUUAUUCACUAACUUAAUAUCUAUAAAUUCAAUAUAUUGAGUUCGAAAUAACUUAUUUAAAAAAAUUAAUAGAAGGAGUGAAUUAAAAUUAAAAUUUAUUAUUUAGAUAUUAAUUUCGCUUAGACAAUAAGGAAUCACUUUUAGAUAGUACAAACCUUAAAAUUUAUUAAAAGAAACGUAAUAUUAAAUAAUUAAGUAUCCUAAAUUAUCAUGAUAUUUACUAUUAUUUGUUUUUUUUUAUUUUACUAUUACUUACAGCUGGGAAUGCUUCAUUAACUUAUUAUGAAGGUUGGAAUUAUUUAGAAAAAUAUCCAGAAACUGCUAAAUUUUAUAAAGAAGUUUCUGAUGUAGGAACUGAUGUACCAACUAUGUUUGCUUAAAGGGAUGUUCUUUAUAGUAGAAAAGCUAUAAUUCCGUAUUUCACUUAAAAUGAGUAUGAUAGUUUGCUAGAAGAAAUAGUUGAAUCAUUAAAUAGAACAAAAGCUUUUAUUUAAGACGACUACAAUUUUGAUAAGUACGUGGUUUCUGACUCAUUUAAAGGGUUCUUUACUUAAAUUUAGAAUGAUAGCUUAUGUGACUUUAUACCUUUAGAAUUAAAAAAUAAAUCUAAUAAUAUCUGUCAAAUUGUGCUUAAUUAAAAUAUGAAGAGAGGUCUUUAGGCCUUACUUAUUUAUAUUAUAAAUCAUAUUACUACUGAUAUGGAAAUUAAUCAAUUUACUUCAAGAAGUCAAGUAAGUUAUUUAGAAUUAGAAGGUGCAUUUUUAGUAUCAAAUAUAAUUAAAGUUGUUAAUGAUAAAUUUAACAUUGAUCUGAUGGAUUAAACAAAGUAUUUCAUGAAUCUUAUCAAUGUAAUUUUUCAUUUUUAUUUUAGAUGCAUAAUAUCAUUAUGUUUAUUAAUUUAUUUUUCAUAGGAAUCUUAAUUAUAACUUAUAUUAAAAAUAAAUUAAUUGAAAAACUUCAUAUAGCACAAAGAUUGACAUACAUAAUGCCAUCUAAAUCAAUCAUUUUAGAUUCAAAUUUUGAAAGGGCCCUCAGAUCACUCUUGCAAGAUUAAUGA
Messenger RNA from Paramecium pentaurelia, 4360 nucleotides. The record is from the annotation of a GenBank genome assembly. Lineage: Eukaryota; Ciliophora; Oligohymenophorea; Peniculida; Parameciidae.